Messenger RNA from Capsicum annuum, 1314 nucleotides. RefSeq names its product glutamyl-tRNA(Gln) amidotransferase subunit C, chloroplastic/mitochondrial. Gene Ontology annotation, molecular function: glutaminyl-tRNA synthase (glutamine-hydrolyzing) activity. Gene Ontology annotation, cellular component: chloroplast. Lineage: Eukaryota; Viridiplantae; Streptophyta; Magnoliopsida; Solanales; Solanaceae. Gene Ontology annotation, biological process: regulation of translational fidelity; glutaminyl-tRNAGln biosynthesis via transamidation. The transcript has 2 exons. Bases 16 to 534 code for a protein of 172 amino acids. The record is from RefSeq and is a predicted model, not a curated record.
CAUUUGUUCCUAGAUAUGGUGGUCCUACAAUUCCACUCCAAUGCACUCUCCCUUCAGAAUUUUCGCUCCUGCUCCGCCGUCCGCCACCGUCCGCCGAGGCCGUUCGUCAAAGAACCGCCAUCAAUGGGAAGCAUCGGAGCUUUGAAUUUUCUGAAACCAAUAAGAACUGCCAAUUUCAGUUCUACAAAGCGAAUUUUCCAGUUAUCACCGUCGUCUUCUCGAAGCUACGCAGUGAAAUCGAGUGUUCUAGAACCUCCUAACGUUCCUCGUUUAGCUGAAACUGCUCGAAUUUCACUCAAUCAACAACAAUUUGAAGAAUUCGGUCCUAAAAUUGCACAAGUUAUAGAUUGGUUUGGACAACUACAAGACGUUGAUUUACAGAGUAUUGAGCCAGCUAUUAGGGCAGAUACUGAAGGAGAUAAUUUACGCGGAGACGUACCUGAGAAGUUUGAGAAUAUAGAUGAAUUGAUUUCUGCUGUGCCAAGUUUUGACAAACCUUAUAUCAAAGUUCCUAAAGUGCUCAAUAAGGAGUAAUGUUGCUCAGCAACAACAUCAGCAGCCUGAAGUUGGACCAGUGGAAAAUAGCGUCUCUCACCGUCUUCCUCCGUUCACAAUCAACAGAGAGAUGAGUGGCAGUCUCAAGCUAUGUUGCUCGGACUCUUCAAAAAUGUCGAUAGGUGUGUGUGGGAUCCUCCCAAAAUAGUGUAUUUUUGAAGUAUCCGACACAUGUGCAGCAACGUUUUUGGAGGUCCGAGCAAAUUAGGUCUCAAGUGCAUCAACAUUUAUAUGUGAUUUAUGUGUAUAUUUUAGUGUGACUGGUUUGUAUGGAUGGUGUGCUGCGUUUGACGCUUGCUUUUUUUUUUUUUUUUUUUUUUUUUCUUUUGAUGUUUUUAAGAAUUUGAGUGAUUUGGUUUCAAGAUGAAAAAUUUCACUUUGAAUGUAAAUUGUUUUUUCUAAAAGGUAAUUCCAGUUGCAGAGCUCAAGCCAACAUACCCUGUUAUAAAUGAUAUGAUGCCUAAUAUCCCACCAUAACUUUUGAUGAUCGUGUCAGAGGCGGAGCUAAAAUUUUAAUGAAGGGGUUCAAUAUUUGAAGAAUAAUUAGCCGAAGGGGUUUAACACCUACUCUUGAUGCAUAAAAUAAUUUUAAUCAUGUAUAAAUUAUAUAUUUUCCGUCGAAAGGGGAUUCAGAUGAACUCUUUUCAAAGGGAUGGCUCCGCCCCUGUCGUGUUUGACUUCUCGUAAUAUCUAAACAUUGUAAGUUUGUGAACGUUUACCUAAAGGUGGAGUUGAAGUUCAUGAUAUAUUAGGAAUGAA